AAUCCACCACCCGGUGUUCAGAUCGCAAACACAAGAACGUGUAUAUAUACACAAUAUAUAUACGUUUCCGUGUAUCUAUCAUACACACGAUGUCUAUCAAUCCGUAUGUGACAAUCUUCCUCCUCCUCGCCGCUACCUCAAGCCAAGCGUUGAGUAUUUCUCUAGCUGACCCCUGCACGGUGUCGGAUUUUCCUGCAUUGUGCAGAAGUACCAUUAAGGGUCAAACUAAUGUGAAUGCAGCGACGGAUGUGGCCAUAAAAGAGUUGAUGAAGCGGACGAGGCAAGCCAAGAAAAUCGCGGAGAAAGAGCUGAAACGCGAUGGAGGAGUCGCGACUUGUUUGUCCAACUUCAAUAGCGCGUUUGAUAAUUUGGAAAAGGCUCUUACAAACAUUAAGGAAAAUGAUGGUUUUAGCCUUAACAUUAACCUUAGCGCCGCCUUGACGGAUUACGAUACUUGCAGCGACUCGAUGAAGGAAACUAAGGAGGUCAACGUCAUUUAUAAAUCCGCCGGGGUUUUGUACCGUAUGGCUGAUAAUUGCUUGGCGCUUUCAACUCUCGUUAAACAUUGAUUUUAAGGAGACUUGGAGAUUUGGAAGAGAAAUUAAAAAUGUUUUUAUGGGUUUAUUUAUUUGUAAUUUUAUUUCUUUAAUUUGUUGAUUCAGUUCGCUUUAAAAAAAAUGAAAAACAAACAAGAAAAAAAGAGAGAGGAGGAUGAUCAUGUGUGUAUGUAGAUGGAAAAAUGUUUGGACACCGGGUAUCUAAUUUCAAACAUGCAUGUUCAAUUCUGUUCCAUGUCCUAAGUGUUUUAAUUCGUAAUGUUAUAUUAGUUAGAUAUAGUGAUCUACUUCUCUUUUUCACUCUUAUAUUUGAGGUUCUAAUUAAAUCUGUAGGUUUAUUUAGAGAGAAUUAAGCAUUCAACCUCAACCAUUGCAUGCAAAACAAAAGUCUCCAAUUAAUAGGUUUUCUUUAUUUGGAGGAGGGAGCUCGUAUCUAAAUUCAGAUUCAAUGAUGCGAGAUUGCGAGUAAACCUUUUGUCAUUUUGAAAGACAAUUACUAGUUCUUUAAUUUGUUUUUUUUUUUGGGUUUAAAGGAGUUGUCCAUAUAUGAGUUGAAGAAGAUUUUGUUUCCCCUUUGUAACACUACCAAAAAAUAAAUGAUAGAUAUUGCGUGUUAAGUGUGUAUGUGUAAUAUUACCUAUCUGUAACAUUUUCAUGGUUACAUCAUUAAUGGACAACUCACAAUAGG
This is a messenger RNA of Arabidopsis thaliana (thale cress), 1245 nucleotides long. Its product is annotated as Plant invertase/pectin methylesterase inhibitor superfamily protein. The coding region runs from base 90 to 569 and encodes 159 amino acids. NCBI's taxonomy places the organism in Eukaryota, Viridiplantae, Streptophyta, Magnoliopsida, Brassicales, Brassicaceae. The transcript has a single exon. The record is from RefSeq and is marked reviewed.